GCUUAUUUUUGGUUGAAAAUAAUGGAAUUUCCGAAAAGUUCUUUGCAUUCAGAGUUACAUAGUGACGAGGAUAUUGUCACUGAAGUUCCUAGUAGUGCUUUGCCACCACCUGCUCCACCUGUAAAUCAAGUUAUAGAUAUUGAUGCUCCUUCACCUUCAGUGAGUCAGUUCGAAACUCCAGACCCAGCAAAACCCCCCGUUGACUCCUCAUUUUCAGAUAUAACUUAUAUAAAUCCAGCAUUUGACAGCAUGCACUUGACUCCUGAAGAGCAAAAGCGAGCUACUGAUAAGAACUACAUCUUCAAUUUUUCCUCCUUCCCAGCUUCAUUUUCAACACCAACAGAGGCACUUGACACUUACAAUACGUUAGGCUAUAAGCAUCAAAUCCAAUUCAAAAAAUAUGAAAUUCAAAAAUCCAAAAACCAGAUUUCAAUGUUCAGUCUUUGCUGAGCAAAGCGUGACAAGCCCAAGUACCAUCCUCGGUUCCAGUAUGCCCAGACCAGUGUGAAACUAUCAGAGUGUAAUGUAAACGUCAGGUUUUACUUUGAUAAAUUAAAAGGUUCCUUUAUCAGAAAAGAACCUUUCAAAAUUGUCCAUGAUCAUCCAAGAUCUCUUGAAGAGAAAGUUACUGUAUCAGAGGACAUCAUCAGAGAAGUAAGAGAUAUCUUAAUGUUUGAAAGAGGUAUCAAGCUUAGCGAUAUUCAAGAGAGAUUAAUGGCUAAAUUUGGCCUUGAAAUCGAAGGCCUCGAGAUCCUCAAUGUGAUCAAGCUAAUCAAAGGUGACAGAGAAGUUAAUGAACAAGCCUUAGUUCAAGACUGAUCUAAUAUCACAGAGGCAUUUGAUAGCUCUAAUGUUGUGCUUAACAAAGGAGUUCCCUAUGUACUCUUCGUUCAGACUAGACAAAUGCUUGAAGCUUAUGUCAAAUAUAACGAAUGAAUCAUGGUAAACGUAAGUAAAUACAGAAAGAAUAGAUACUCAUUCCAUAUCAUUCAUAUUACAGGCAUUGACAUUCAUGGGUACCCCAUCUGUUUCGGUAUUGGCUUUCUGGACAUCAAAUGAAUCAAUGCUUAUGAAUGGAUUUUUAAAAAGUUCAUAGAACGAGCUGAGAAAUAUGAGAUUGAGAUGCCAAAAAUCAUAGUUUUGAAUCUUGAUGAUGAGAUUUCUACAGUAUUACAAGGAAUAUUUCCGACUUCCAAGCAGAUUAUCUCCCAAUAUUAUAUUGUCAGCAAGGUUAAAGAGCUCUUAGGAAAGCAUAAAAGAAGGCCUGACAUUGAUUGAAUAGUUCUGAUUGAUAAAAUAGAAGAAAUCGUCAUGGAAACUGAAAAAGAAGUAUUUGAAAAUAAAAUGAGCGAUUUUUUAAAAAUGGUUAGCUUUGACUCUACUGUUGAAAGAAAUGUAGCCAAUAUCUUCUCUAAGGCUGAAAAAUGGUCACUUGUUAGUGUCAAUGGGACUUACACUGCAGGAUUGCAUUCGUUAGAAAGAGCUGAUGCUAUAGAAGGAUUCACAAGGUCUUUAAAAUAUGAGAACACAAUCCUAUCCAUCACUCAGCAUACAAGAGAUAAACUUGAAAAGAAAGAUUGUGUGCUUGCUUGCAACUCAAAGGAGGCUCAUGCAUAUAUGGAUCAUCCUGUAUACAAAGCAAUUGCGAAGAAUUUUUCCUUAUACGCGACAUCUAUAAUGAUGCAUCAAUUGAUAGAAUCUUACAAGUACAUAGCAUACACUGAAUCAGAUACUUCCUUCAAAGUAACAACCGACACUGGUAGAAAUUACAACAUCACCUUAAGAGUAGAAAGAAUCUUAACAGAGACAAAGGACCUCAUGAAGCAAGAAAUCAAAGAAGUGAAGCAAUGUUUCUUUUGUAACUGUCCAUUCUUCUCCACUACUGAAAUGAUCUGCUCUCAUAUCUUCUGAGUCAUGAACUUGAUCCAGAUCAAGAACAUCAACAACUUCGCUCAUUUAAAAAGAUGGAGGGAGUCCAAUGAGGAGAUUCUACCUGAUAGCGCUCAGAUGCAGAAUGACAAUAAAUUCCUUAACUUUAUUGAAGAAAUUGAAGAUACAAAGAAACGUAAGAGGAACAAGCACAAAGGUGGCAAAGUACCGAUGAGAAAACGCAAGAAAAAUGGCCUCUUUUAUGAUGAAAAGAAGGGCAUCGAUGGUAACCUCAUGGAAAGGCCAAAUGAUAUUCCUGAUGACGAAGAGAUGAAAUCAGAAGCUUCUGAUGCAGAUGUUAAUAUUGAUGUUGAAAAACUUCAAAAAUCAAUGGAAAUGGGCUUCGAUAGCGAAAUUCUUAAGUACUCUGAACAGAAAAUUGAAGGUAUCGAUUAUAACAAGCAUGAUGAUGACUCAAGUGAUGGAGACUCUAGUGAUGAAAGAGAACGCAGAAAUCGUAGGCGCAACGCAAGAGGUCAGAAAAAGAACCAUAUUAAAGGAAAAACUCUAAAAGAUAAGUUAGAAAGUAUCCAGCCUAAAGCUCAGCAACAAGUGAAGGAGAAGGUUAAGAAUGCUCCUCGUAGAAAGACCAGACGGGAUGCCAAACUUGAGGAAGAGGCUAAUGAAGACUCAACGAUGGAUGUGGAUGACAUGAGCAUUGAAAAUAGUGAACUGAUCAGCAAACCUAAAUAAUUAUAUCCUAAUUUGAGG
Molecule: messenger RNA, 2640 nt
Organism: Moneuplotes crassus
Lineage: Eukaryota; Ciliophora; Spirotrichea; Euplotida; Euplotidae
Source: the annotation of a GenBank genome assembly